AUGGUUGCAGGAAGGAAUGAUGAUGCGAUUGCCGAGGAGUUGACGAUGUUGGGUGGUGCUAUUGGGCCGGCUCCGAAUGUGAAUGUUGGUAAUAUAGAGGAGGAUGAGUUUCGUGCUUUGGGGAAUUUAUGGAGGAAUAAUCCACCUAUCUUGGAGGGAGAGCAUGAACCUGACAAAGCACAAAAAGUACAAUUUGAUAUUUGUAUGCUUGAGAAGGAAGCUGAGGAUUGGUGGGAAGAUGUGCAUGGAAAGAAAGAGGUUAAGUUUCUUGAGCUGAAGCAGGGUAAUGGAACUAUAGCGGAGUAUGCUGUAAGAUUUCAAGAGUUGAUUAAGUAUUGUCCUUAUUACAACACUGCUAAUGUUGAGAGGUCUAAGUGUCUUAAGUUUGUGAAUUGUUUGAGACCUGAGAUCAAGAAGGCUAUUGUUUAUCAACAAAUUUCGUGUUUUGCUGAGUUGGUUAACAAGAGUAGGAUCUAUGAUGAGGAUUGUAGGGAGAGUGCUGCUCACUACAAGAAGUCGAGUGGGGGAGGAGCUCCUACUUCGAUUAGGUGCUACAUGUGUGGUGUUGAAGGUCAUCGUGUUUCUGAGUGCACAAGUGCUGAAGUGAAAUGCUUCAAGUGUGGCAAGCCAGGUCACAAAGCUAAUGAGUGUAGAGGAGGUGCAUGUGUGACUUGCUACAAUUGUGGUUUAGAGGAUGUUACACCCUUCAUUGACUCUUAUGAUACCCUUCACCAAGAGAAAUCUAAUUUCUCUUCAAAUCAAGAACAUACAUGA
Messenger RNA from Vicia villosa (hairy vetch), 774 nucleotides. RefSeq lists its product as uncharacterized. The coding region runs from base 1 to 774 and encodes 257 amino acids. Gene Ontology annotation, molecular function: nucleic acid binding; zinc ion binding. Lineage: Eukaryota; Viridiplantae; Streptophyta; Magnoliopsida; Fabales; Fabaceae. The record is from RefSeq and is a predicted model, not a curated record. The transcript is spliced from 4 exons.